AUGUGCUGACUCCUGCCCUGACCCACAGGCCCAGCUGCUUUUCAGCACCAGCAUGUAUAAAUAGGUCCGUUUACUCUGGGGUCAGGACAUCGUUUUUGUGGAGCCCCCUGUGAGCACUGCACCGCUAUUCUUUGGGGCCGGUCAGGUAAAUCAGCAUUGAGACACACAGUAGCAUGGCUCUGAAUAAUCCCAACCCACUGGGACCAUGGAAGAUCACAGUUUAUGACCAGGAGAACUUCCAGGGGAAGCGUCUGGAGUUUACCUCAGCCUGCCAGAACAUCAUGGAGUGCGGCGUUGACAACAUCCGCUCCCUGAAGGUGGAGUGCGGAGCCUGGGCAGGAUAUGAGCACUCCAGCUUCUGUGGACAGCAGUUUGUGUUGGAGAGAGGAGAGUAUCCUCACUGGGAGUCGUGGAGCGGCAGCAACGCCUACCACAUUGAGAGGAUGAUGUCCUUCCGCCCCAUCUGCUCUGCUAACCACAAGGAGUCCAAGAUGGUUUUGUUUGAGAGGGAGAACUUCAUGGGACGCCAGUGGGAGAUAAAUGAUGACUACCCGUCUCUGCAGGCCAUGGGCUGGGGCAACAACGAGAUUGGAUCCAUGCAAGUUCAGAGCGGCUCCUGGGUGUGCUAUCAGUUUCCAGGUUACCGUGGUUACCAGUACAUCAUGGAGUGUGAUCGUCAUGGCGGCGAGUACAAACAUUACAGAGAGUGGGGCUCCCAUGCUCAGUCCUUCCAGGUGCAGUCGCUGCGUCGAAUCCAGCAAUGAGACCUGCAGCCUCCCCUCCCAGCCUCUCACUCUUUACCUCCUCCAGCUCCUCCUCCUCCUCCUCUUCCUCCCCCCUUCACCCAGUCAUUCCAAGCUUUAGCCAGCUCUGUCAGACCUCAGUGAGCUGAGGCUGACGCUCCGCCGGUGCUUCACAAUCAAGAUGUUUACCACACUUUUGUUUCGUUCUGUUGCCAAAUGAAGCUAAAGAGAAACGAUGGAAAGAGUUCAGGAAGGAAAGAAACGGUCACUGAAGAGAAACGCCUGACUGACGCCCCACUGAGGAGAGAUGAGGAGGAAGUUAAAGGCCUCACGGCGGCAGGGUGGAGGUGUCAUGUUGCUUCUCGUAUUUGUGGGUAAAGAUGGUGCUACCAGUGAUCAGUAAAGAAGGAAUGGGCAACAUAAAAUAAACAGAAACUCAAGAGUCUGCUGCUAA
Molecule: messenger RNA, 1197 nt
Organism: Epinephelus fuscoguttatus (brown-marbled grouper)
Lineage: Eukaryota; Metazoa; Chordata; Actinopteri; Perciformes; Serranidae
Gene: cryba1a
Product: crystallin, beta A1a
Exons: 6
Coding region: 174-764 (196 amino acids)
Biological process (GO): lens development in camera-type eye; visual perception
Molecular function (GO): structural constituent of eye lens
Source: RefSeq, a predicted model, not a curated record